GGCGUCGUGGGUUUGACUUUCCUGGCAGUGCCCUCGGACCGCUGAGCUGCUCCGGUCAAUUGGCGUCGUGGGGGGAAGAGCCCCCCGCUCCUGGCUCCUCUCGAACCCGGCCCCUGCGCCCGGCCUGCUUUCGGGAUGGAUCUGCUGCAGAAGAGCAAAUACAACCACCUGCGAAACGACUCCCUCUCGUCCCUGGAAGAGGCGUCCGGAGCGGCGGAGGGGGACUCUCCUUCCGAGCCCGUGGCGGCCGCCCGGUCCCUUCCGAGCUCCCUGUCCUCCUCUUCUCUCAGUCCCAUGCUCCCCUUGGGCGAGCUGUCCUCCGAGUCCGAGGACAGCCCCACCACCCUCUGCUCCUUCUUCCCCAAAAUGGCCAGCCUCAAACUCUCCAACCCCUCGGCCCUGCUCAGCCUCCGGGCCUUCUCCAAAGAGGCCCCGGGCGGUGGCGGCACGGCGGCGGGGGAUCCUCCCGUGGUCGCCACCGCCGUCCCCCCCAGCCCGGACUCAAUGGGGGCCGUCCCUGUCUAUUCCCAGGAUAUGAACAAGCUGAGCUGCGGCAAGAAGAUGCGGGUGGAAGGCGGCCAGUUGGGCGGCGACGAGUGGACGCGGCACGGCAGCUUCGUCAACAAGCCCAGCCGGGGGUGGCUGCACCCCGACGACAAAGUGAUGGGCCCCGGAGUCUCCUACCUCGUCCGGUAUAUGGGCUGCGUGGAAGUGCUGCAGUCCAUGAGGGCGCUGGACUUCAACACAAGGACUCAAGUCACAAGGGAGGCCAUUGGAUUGGUCUGUGAAGCAGUGCCCGGUGCCAAGGGAGCUGUCCGCAGGAGAAAGCCCUGCGGCCGUUCGCUCAACUCCAUCCUCGGCAAGAGCAACCUGAAGUUUGCCGCCAUGCCCAUCACGCUCACCAUCUCCACCAGCAGCCUCAACCUCAUGGCGUCCGACUGCAAACAGAUCAUUGCUAACCAUCACAUGCAGUCGAUUUCUUUCGCGUCUGGAGGGGAUCCGGACACUGCCGAGUACGUCGCCUACGUCGCCAAAGACCCCGUCAAUCACAGAGCCUGCCACAUCUUGGAGUGCCCCGAAGGGCUGGCUCAGGACGUCAUCAGCACCAUCGGGCAGGCGUUCGAAUUGCGCUUCAAGCAGUACCUCAAGAACCCGCCCAAGCUUGUUACUCCCCACGACAGGAUGGCCGGCUUUGACGGCUCCGCUUGGGACGAAGAAGAGGACCUGCCGCCCGAUCACCAAUACUACAACGAUUUCCCCGGGAAGGAGCCACCCCUGGGCGGCGUGGUCGACAUGCGCUUACGGGACGGAGCUGCAGCAGCCCAGACACCCAACCACCUGGGAGCCACCCUGCCAGUGGGCCAGGUGGCCAGUGGGGAUUAUGACACCAGGAAGCCGCCCCCCGCUGCUCAAGGAAAGGAGAGAUAUCCCACCACCACUGGCCCAUCUGGGCGGACGGAACUGUUCGAUGACCCCUCCUACGUCAACGUGCAGAAUCUGGAAAAGGCACGGCAGGCUGGUCUGAGUGCCACAGCCAAUGGCAGCGUACAGAGAGAUCUCUUUGACAUGAAGCCCUUUGAGGACGCCCUGCGUGUGCCUCCCCCUGCUCCCCCAGCCCAGCUGGUGGCGUCCAUGGAGGAGCAACUGCGCCGAGAGCCCUGGUAUCAUGGCCGGAUGAGCCGCAAAGAGGCUGAGAAGCUGCUGCAGGCCAAUGGGGACUUCCUCGUGCGGGAGAGCACCACCACGCCGGGCCAGUACGUGCUGACCGGCCUGCAGGGGGGACAGCCCAAGCACCUGCUCCUUGUCGACCCCGAAGGAGUGGUCCGGACAAAGGACCACCGCUUCGAGAGCGUCAGCCACCUCAUCAGCUACCACAUGGACAAUCGGUUGCCGAUCAUCUCGGCGGGCAGCGAACUCUGCCUGCAGCAGCCCGUGGAGCGGAGGUCGUGAGAGGCCAGGGGGGCCGGGCGCGCCGUCCCCACCCCCAGCACUGCCUUUUCCUUCCGGCUGCCCCUCCCAGGCUGGCCCGCCUUCCGUGGCAUCCCACUCCUCGGCCAGCCGCACCGCGCAGGCCCCUGCGCCCGCCUCGCCAGGGCGUCGCGGCUCCUAUCUGGACUUACGGCAAGAAGGAAGCCAUUUCUGCCAAAGCCACCUCUUUCCUGAGCUGGAACCCCGCCCGGUUCGGGAGCGGACGUUCAUCUGAUCGCUUCCCCCUCCUUUUACUGCUCGCACAGUUCUUCGUUUGUCACAAAAAGAAGGCCGGGAGUAAACUUUCCCUCCGUUUUGCGAAGCGUCUGCAGGGUGGUCGUCCUCAGCGAGGGGGCUCAACUGUUUUACUUUUCCUGUCCCCCCCCCCCCGCACCCCCCAGAUUCAACGCUGACGACAUUUUUCUUCUCUGCCAGGAGCCUUCAGAAGCGACGCUGUCUGCUCCCGGUCCCGUAAGUGGCCAGACGGGAGUUGCUGAUUUCUUCUUUCUCAAGCGGUGCCCCGUUGAAUCUUCUUCCUGGGGAGUCAGCCAUGCCAAAGUCCCUCAUUAUAUUGAGGGGGGGGGAGAGGGGAAGCUGACCCUCAAAGCACAAAAAGAGGGCCAGCUGCCCUGUCCCCAAAUAUGUAAGCCCCCAGCUCCAGCCCCACUUUGACAUAUUAACUCUGUGUGCCUUGACCCUUUUACAGGUCUGAGAUUUUAUGCAAAACCCUCUCCUGUGGUGGCACAAACUUGGCCUGUACUUUUUUGUUUGUUUGUUUUCGGAGGGGAGAGAACAGCGGGCAAGGAUAACUUUUUCCCCACCAUUAGCCAGAGUCUCCAUAUCCGCUGCUCCGGCCUCCCGUGCAAAGGCCGGCUGAGAUCUCCUCUAAGCUGGAGGGGAAGGGGAUUUCCUCUGGACUAGAACACCCGACACUACGCUUCCUCUGCCCGCCCCCCUGCCCCGCCUUCGAAAGAAGCACAGAGUCUCAGCAAGCGGAGAGUCCCGCCGCGUAAAGGGAUGCUCUCCUGGCACGAAGGGCGAAACCCCAGUGCGAGGCAGCGAACUCAGGUCGACAGGGUUUCCAGAGCACCCGAAGGGCCUUGGGGGGAGGGAAGCGGGCGGGGCCUUGCACUGCUCCGCCCACUCCCCCCUCCCUUUCCUUUCCCUGGUCUGUACAUAACGUUUGAUAACCUCAUCUUGCAUGUAGAUUGUUAUACUCCAGAAGCCAAAGUGUAGGCCCGAAAUCCACCCCCACCCCCGUUAUCACUGUGCCUGCCCCACCUCGCGGUGGGGCUCCGUUUUCACCUCACUCCCGUCCCCAAGUGCCCCCCCUUCACUACACACUCUUUGUAUCGAUUUGAUUUUAUCUUGAUUAUACCAAAGGAACCCAAUGGUUAUUAUUAAAGUUGGUAUUUCUUUA
Messenger RNA from Sphaerodactylus townsendi, 3388 nucleotides. RefSeq names its product SHC adaptor protein 1 (gene SHC1). The coding region runs from base 136 to 1950 and encodes 604 amino acids. Gene Ontology annotation, molecular function: receptor tyrosine kinase binding. NCBI's taxonomy places the organism in Eukaryota, Metazoa, Chordata, Lepidosauria, Squamata, Sphaerodactylidae. The transcript is spliced from 12 exons. Gene Ontology annotation, cellular component: plasma membrane. Gene Ontology annotation, biological process: intracellular signal transduction; cell surface receptor protein tyrosine kinase signaling pathway. The record is from RefSeq and is a predicted model, not a curated record.